Messenger RNA from Plasmopara halstedii, 927 nucleotides. Its product is annotated as protein transport protein sec13. The transcript is spliced from 5 exons. Gene Ontology annotation, molecular function: structural molecule activity; protein binding. The record is from RefSeq and is a predicted model, not a curated record. Gene Ontology annotation, biological process: COPII-coated vesicle budding; protein import into nucleus. Lineage: Eukaryota; Oomycota; Peronosporomycetes; Peronosporales; Peronosporaceae. The coding region runs from base 1 to 927 and encodes 308 amino acids. Gene Ontology annotation, cellular component: nuclear pore outer ring; COPII vesicle coat.
AUGAGCGCUCCCAUUCUUUCCAUCGACACGCAGCAUGAAGACAUGAUUCAUGACGCGCAACUUGAUUACUAUGGUAAACGUCUAGCUACAUGUUCUUCUGAUCGUACGAUUAAAGUCUACGACGUCACUGGAGAUGUGCAGAAUAAUGAGCAGAUUUUAACGGGUCAUGAAGGUCCUGUAUGGCAAGUAUCAUGGGCUCAUCCAAAGUUUGGCGUACUCUUAGCAGCCUGUUCAUACGAUGGAAAGGUGAUUAUCUAUCGUGAGCAGAGCUUGAAUCAGUGGACACAGGCUUAUGUGCAUGCCUUCCACGAGUCCUCAGUUAACAGCAUCGCCUGGGCACCACAUGAGUACGGACUAGUACUAGCUUGUGCAUCAGCUGACGGAACUGUCUCCAUACUUAGUUACUCACCUGAAGGUUGGAGUGUGAGCCACUUUAAGGAUAGUGCAUUGGGUUGCAAUGCUGUGAGCUGGGCACCAUUUCACUCGGUGGGAUCCCAAAGUCCGACGGGAUCUAUUCGCCGUGUAGUUACGGCGUCUUGUGAUAAGACGAUUAAGAUAUGGAGCCUUGCAGAAGGCGAGACGGAGUGGACUAAACAAGAGCUUAGUUCAGUUCCCGCACAUACUGAUUGGGUACGAGAUGUUGCGUGGGCUCCAAGCACAGGACUACCAGUGAAUCUCAUUGCUAGUUGCUCCGAAGAUAAACAUGUGUAUAUCUGGUCGCAAACUGCAGAAGACAGUGCUUGGAAGCGUGAGCUUCUUCACACGUUCGAUGCUCCAGUAUGGCGUGUGAGUUGGUCCGUCACUGGGAAUGUACUUGCUGUCUCAUCCGGUGAUCACAAGGUUACGCUUUGGAAGGAAACACUUGACAAGAAGUGGAUUCAAAUUUCGUCUGUAGAUGAAGCUGGCGCCAUUCAUAAUGGCAAUUAA